UCUAUUUCAGAGCACAAAGUUAUCAUUGUUGGGCUGGAUAAUGCAGGGAAAACUACCAUUCUUUACCAAUUUUCUAUGAAUGAAGUUGUACAUACAUCUCCUACAAUAGGAAGUAAUGUAGAAGAGAUAGUGAUUAAUAAUACACGUUUCCUAAUGUGGGAUAUUGGUGGCCAAGAAUCUCUUCGUUCUUCCUGGAACACUUACUAUACUAACACAGAGUUUGUAAUAGUUGUUGUGGACAGUACAGACAGAGAGAGGAUUUCUGUAACUAGAGAAGAGCUCUAUAAAAUGUUAGCGCAUGAGGACCUAAGAAAAGCUGGAUUGCUGAUUUUUGCUAAUAAACAAGAUGUUAAAGAAUGCAUGACUGUAGCAGAAAUCUCCCAGUUUUUGAAGCUAACUUCUAUUAAAGAUCACCAGUGGCAUAUCCAGGCAUGCUGUGCUCUAACUGGCGAGGGGUUGUGCCAAGGACUUGAAUGGAUGAUGUCACGACUUAAGAUUAGAUGAUCUCUACUGACCUCUUCUCAUAGACUUUGUAUAAAUGAAGUGCUGGACUUUACCUGAAAGCUGCAAAAAUUAAUGGUUUAGAUAUAUUUAUAAUAAACUGAUUUAAACUUUUUCUAUAAGAAGAAAAAUUAAGACCACUUAUUUGAAAACAAAGAUGAAGUCUCACCUUCCAAUUUACUUUCUUAUUAGUUUUUUCCAAAGUAAGUUAUUAAAGCUGUGAUUGACGUUUUUCUCAUAAUGAAUCCUCUCAGGACAUUGUGUAGCCUGUGGUAAGUACAAAGGGAGAGGAAGACAUUUUGAAUUUUAAGAGCUUUAUUAUCAGUAUAACCCUCCCUAGUUGAAUGUUGUUUUCUUCUUGUUCCAUUAAGUCAAAAUACAAAUCAGCACAGAUAUUCAGUUUCCAAUAUUUUAAAAUGUAAUGUUACUUAUGAAAAGUAUUUUGCUUAAGGUUGUGUGUGUAUUUUGUAUAUACCUCAAGUUCAAGUUAAUGGCAUUGAUUUAUGUUCCAGAGAAAAAUAACACAAAUAUUAAUAAUAUCCUUCGUUAUAACCAUAAUGAGAUAAGUAUUGGCAUUGGUGUUCAGUGCCAUUUUAUACUUUCUCUCUAUGUUCUCUGUAUUGUACUAACCAACCUCCCAAAUCAUUGAGCUGCUUAUUUAAAAAAAAAAAGGAAAAGGAAAAAGCAUGACAUUGCGUAUUGAUUUUUUGUUGUUGACCAAAAUCACAAACAUGGAAACACAUAAUUCAGCAGAGUGGGAUAGCUGUCAGAUUCUUGGCUUAGUAUUACUAAUGGGCAGGAUUGUACAAUGAGCAACUAUCAGAUUAUUCCUUUCAGUGGUUCUUAUGGCAUCUAAAUUACUGAAUAAAUUAUUAAUCCAUUAAUCAGUGAAUCAAAUUAUGAUUAAAAUUAUCAAAUGAAUGCUCAGCAUUCAUUGAAAACUGUUGUGUGAAACAUGUCUACCCAGAAAAAUAAUAUUCUAUAAAUACUAUUAAACAACUUAGCUAUAUUAUUUUUAAGCAUUAAAUUAUACGUCAAGGAGUUAAAGUGAAUUUCAGAGUAAAAGUAAGGCAUGUUUCUGAGCAACAUUGAUAAUUUCUUAAUUUGCCAAUUUCUUCUUAUUUUGGUACUUGGAAUAUAGUGUGAGAUUUUUUAUUUCUAAAUUUUGUUCUAUCUAUUACAUAAAUGCAUUGACAAUUAUAAACUGCAAGUGUUUUUUGAAUGAUUUUAAGAAUUUGGUUUAAAAAUUGAUUGCUACCAUGUAUUAUUUGUACUAAGAAGUAACUUGACCCAAAACACCCUCUCUGUUUGCUUAGGGUAUUUUUUUCAAUGUCUGAAAGUUAGAGGUAUUCCUGUCACAAUUGUAAACAAACUUAUCCUAAAUGUGUUAAAACAUAUUCUGGGGUACUCUAUCUCUAUGUAUCUUUCAUGCCUUGAAAAUCUGAAGGUUAAUCCAAACUCACUUGUUUUAGCAUAUUUAAGAAAAAAAAAACUACUUUUAAUAUCAGCCUUUUAAGUUUCAUGAAGAUUUUGGUGAGGAAUAAUAGUAUAUACUUUAAAUAUUGGCAAAACUUUGAAAGUUUUCUUUCUUUAAAAUGGGAAAUACUCAAUAUCUAAAUCCAGGUCAGGCGUGGGAGAUCAGUAUCUAACAUUGAAUGUUUUGUGUUUUAUAUUUAUAAUGUUCAAAAUGCAAGCAUAACAUUUAAUCUUUGUCCACAUGGUUUUACAAAAGUAAAUCUUAAAUUACUAAGCUUUUCUCAUAUGUUCUCAUACUUUUUCAAAUCACUAUAAAGAAUUACUUGUUAUCUAUUAAAAAUCUCCUUCCCCCAAAUCUGUAUUACGGUUUCACCAGACAAAUAUUCUGUGAUGUAGCCCAGAAAAUCCGCACCUUUUGUCCUUUUUAUUUUUUAAUUUGAAUAAUCAUGUGCUUAGUCCCUUGGAUUACUGCCACAUCAGUUUAACACAGUAUCAGCACAUUACCUUGUCGUCAAGAUAAUGGCUCAGAUUUAUUCUUAAUUGAAUGUUUAAAGCAUGCACUACCUUGUUACAGUUGGUUUAGUGGAUUAUUGACUUGACAUCAUGAGAAGAUGUAUAAUUUUAUACCACAUUUAUAAAAUAUGAUUUUGUUUUCUACCCUUCAAGGUAAACAUUAAAAAUAAGGUGGUAUUUGUGUACUUGUACAUAAAACCAAAAUUAUAGUUGGGAAAAAAUAAAUUUAUAUAUGAAAAUGUCAAAAUCAUUUUAACAGUAUUAUUUUCAGAUAAGAUGGAGAGGCUGGUGAAAAGUCA
Messenger RNA from Mandrillus leucophaeus (drill), 2789 nucleotides. It is a transcript of the gene ARL5A, whose product is annotated as ADP-ribosylation factor-like 5A. Bases 76 to 504 code for a protein of 142 amino acids. The record is from RefSeq and is a predicted model, not a curated record. Gene Ontology annotation, biological process: intracellular protein transport; vesicle-mediated transport; protein localization to Golgi membrane. Lineage: Eukaryota; Metazoa; Chordata; Mammalia; Primates; Cercopithecidae. The transcript has 5 exons. Gene Ontology annotation, cellular component: trans-Golgi network; cytoplasm. Gene Ontology annotation, molecular function: GTP binding; GTPase activity.